AUGAUGGCAUGUUUUCAUUCCACAAAAACAAAAAAAUAUUUACCAAAAGAAUUAUGUGCAAUUGAAAAAAAUUAUGAAAAUGAUCUGUAUCAUUUUGAUCAUGCUGAACAAUUGAUAAGUUGUAAAUUAUUGACAACCAAUCCUUAUCGUCCACAUUUAAGACAGGUUUACCCAACAACAAUCAAUGAACAUUGUCUUACAGACGAUAUGUUAAAUGUUCUCAAAACCUACACAGAUAGUAAAAAUAAUGAAUGUUGUUUAAAAACAAAUUUAAACUUAUUAACAAAUAAUGAUAUCGAUUGGUCUUAUACAAACAAAUUGCAUUCAUUAAUACGUGGUCUACAGCAACACGAUAUAAAACCUAUUUAUUAUCGUGGCUUAUAUUUGAGUGACAUUGAAAUUAAGUACUACCAGGACCGGAUCAAUCAACAUUAUUAUACACAAUCAUUUUCAUCAUUUACAAUCGAUAGAAUACUCGUUUACAGUGGUAAUGCAAUUAUUAUUUUAAGAACAACACCAGAAAAUAAAUCAUCAAUUGCAAAUGUAUGGAAAUGGAGUACAAUACCCGAUGAAAAAGAAGCUAUCCUCUCCAUAGGAUCAAAAUUAAAAAUUUGUAGUGUACACUAUUUUGGGUACAAAUGGGAGAUUGAAGUUGAACUGAUUGAUGAAGAAUUGGAUGACGAUGAUAAAUCACAUAGUGACGACGAUUAUUAA
Didymodactylos carnosus is the source of this 714-nucleotide messenger RNA. The record is from the annotation of a GenBank genome assembly. Lineage: Eukaryota; Metazoa; Rotifera; Eurotatoria; Philodinida; Philodinidae.